This is a messenger RNA of Apus apus (common swift), 2651 nucleotides long. RefSeq names its product FXYD domain containing ion transport regulator 6 (gene FXYD6). Lineage: Eukaryota; Metazoa; Chordata; Aves; Apodiformes; Apodidae. The record is from RefSeq and is a predicted model, not a curated record. Gene Ontology annotation, cellular component: membrane. Gene Ontology annotation, biological process: regulation of sodium ion transmembrane transporter activity. The coding region runs from base 560 to 862 and encodes 100 amino acids. The transcript has 8 exons. Gene Ontology annotation, molecular function: sodium channel regulator activity.
CAUCACACUCGUGCUUCACGCUUGCCUUGGAAUUCUGGUUGGCUCCCUGAAACUUGUCCGUUGGGGUAACGCAUCGAGGAGCGCCCCAGCUUUGCCAGGAGUUUUGGACAACUCCCCAGUGCAGCAAACUGAUGUCUGCACGUCUGGUUGUUCCCCUGUGUUUGUUUUUGGGGGUGUUUGUGUGUUUCCGAAGUGUAAAGAGGCCACCGAGCUCCGUGGCUGUCGUGUCACUGCUGGAGCACAGAGAAGACACCGGGCAGCACGGAGCGUCCUGCCGAGGGGCUGUGCCACCCAGCUGUCCCUCCUCACAGCUUGUGGCCACCACGGUGCUGGCAGGGACAACAGCCACGCCUGGUGGGGAUGGCUGCUCGUGCUCAGCAGUGCUCCAGAGUGAUGGCAGCAGCGGAGAGAAUGGAGAAAAUGUCUGCUCUCUGAUGCUCUGCUGAGCAGGUUGUGGCACCCCAGGACACAGGGAGCUUGAAACAGCUUCUCAUACCCUCCUGUUUCAGUCUUUUCUGGUGAUCUGGACUUCUCCUGCCACCAGGAUCUAGCAGCAGCCAUGGAGGCAGUGCUGAUCUUUCUGUGCUCCCUGCUGGUGCCAGCAGCCCUGGCAGAUGUGGCCAUCCAGGAGAAGGAGAAGGAGAAGGAAGAGGAGGACCCCUUCAACUAUGAUUACCAGAGCCUGAGGAUCGGGGGGCUGGUGUUUGCUGUGGUCCUGUUCACCGUUGGCAUUCUCCUUAUACUCAGCAGGAGGUGCAGGUGCAGUUUCAACCAGAAGCCCAGAGCUCCGGGGGAUGAGGAGGCUCAGGCUGAGACCCUGAUCACCUCGAAUGCCACGGGAGCGCAGAAAGCAGAGAACUGAGCAAGAGCCAUGUGACCCAGAGACCCGAGGGCAGGUGCUCGGACCGCAGAUGCCAGUGGCCUGCGAAGAAACUGAAAAGGCAGCAACAGGUCCCUCUGAGGAGAUGCGAAGCUGCUGUGUCUGUGUUACCCUCUGUGCUCCAGCACCAGUUCUCUGUUUACUAACCCGACUAAACUCCGCUCACCGUCCUCUCUGCCUCCGGUGGUGUGUAACCUUGAUGUGAGAUGAUCGUUGCCUCUAGGGCUCGUUGUUGCUGAUGUUGUAAUAGUGACUUUCUCUUCACCUUUCUCGUGCUGUGCGUGUGAUUCAGGCUGUGUACGACCGGCGGGUGCUGACCCCCAAGCCUGGGAAUGGGAGCCCUGGGGAAGGGUUGGGGGGCUGCAGGGCAGGGAACCUGCUGCAGCAGAGCCUGGCGUGCCCCAAACCUUCCCCGGGGCUGGAGGCUCCUGGUUCCCCCUGGCUGGCUUUGGGCAGGGCUUGGGGACCAUCCUCGUGGUGUUUUGUGGUCUGCCCAGUGUGGCUCUGGGCCACACGUUGCCAUUUCAGCAAUAAUCCUCCCGCACAUCCAGGGCAAGCCAGGGGGGUCCCACAGCUCCACUGCCCGAGGUGGUGGCACCUGGCUGAAAGGAGCUCCCCAUUCGUGUCCCUGGCUAAAACCAUGCUGUGUUGGGAUGCUGUCUCCAACAUGAGGGAAUGCUGUGGUGGCAGAGAAGCCCGUGAAAUCCCUCAGCAUGGUGACACUGUGAGAGAGGGAGGUGACCCUGCUCUGCCUGCUCAUGAGGUGGCCAUGGUGGAGAGCAGGUCAAACACAGCUGGGGCUGAAGAGAUAAACAGGCUGAAACAGAACCUGCCCUUGCUUGUCUCUGGCAUGGAAGGGGCAGAGGUGUUUCCUGCUGGUGCUCCCUGCCCUUCCUGAUGCCUUGUCACUCCCUGUGCUGUGGUCUGGGACACGGCCUCGUGUGUCAGUGCUGUGUUUUGUCCCGUGGUGGUUACGUGUUGUCAGCCCCCUGAUGCCAACUGUCCCUUUUCCCUGUGGGGUAGCUUGGGGGCUUUGUGCACCUGAGCUUGCACUGCAGUGACGUGCCAGCUCUGGAGGGGCUGAGCCCGGAGGCUUUUGUCACCUCGUGUCUGUUUGUGGGUCGGAGGCAAACCUGUGGGUCUGUCCCCUGCCCCAAGCCCGUGGGCACAAAAAACUGGGGCUGGGGACUGCUGGCUUGGUCGUGGGUACUUGCCAAGGCAGAGCCAGCCUGGGCCACAGUGCAGGAUCCCCAGGGCUGCACUGAAAUGCCUCAGAGCUCAGGAAGGGGUUCUUGUCCUCCAGGGUGGUUUUCAGAGGGGUUCCUGCCAUGCCCCCCGUGCCGCCGUGGGCCUGCCCUGUGUCCCUGUGUGCUUUGCAUCCCUUGGUGACCCUGACAAAUGUUCUGUCCCAUCUGUGGGAGGUACAGGGACUGUGUCUUGGGCACCCUGUCCCCUCUUGUCCUGGUGGCUGUUGUGGAGGGCUCUGCUCCCUCCUGCCUUGGGCUGAGCAGAGCCCACACCAGCCUGGCGCCUCAGCUCCCUGCCUGUCCCCCGUCGCAGUGCCCGUGCUGUCUGUCGUGUGCUGUCGGUGUUAACACGGAACAAAGAAAUCCCUGUGGUGUGUAGAAAUGGCAAAGUCCUGACUGUUGUAAAAUAAACCGAGCUAUUGUGUUUCCUUUUAAAUGGGCGAGUGUGCUGCUGUGCUGAAGGACCGGCGAGUCCUGCGCUGUGACCUACGGGGGGGAAAGGAAUAAAGUGUUGUUUCUAUCGG